AUGAUCAGUGUGAAAUGAGGCCACUCUUGGUUGCAAUUCUAAUCUUCAUCAAUUCCACCGCUGGUGUUAAAGUUCUCCAGCUUCCAUUUGUAUUCAGUCGUGAAGGAGACCCAGAUGUAACUUUGCAGUGUAGACAAGAUGAUGAUCAAUAUUACUACAUGUACUGGUACAGACAAAGCAGCAGUGGGAAAAUGCAGCUAUUAACAUAUUCUCUUAAUAAGGAUUCGGCCAACACUGAAGCUCCUUUCAACACAUCCAAGUACACCAUGUCCCGGCCUGCAGUGCUCAGUUCCUCUCUGCAGAUACACCGUGCUGAAGUGGCAGACUCAGCUGUGUAUUACUGUGCUUCUAGUAUAGCACAAUGUGACAGAAAGCCUCAGCAGCUUAACAACAACCCCAAAAACAAUCACUGUCACAGAAAUAGCAGCAGUCAGGUUGGAGCCCUAAAACCAGUCAGUCAGCGCGACCUGUGCAGCUGCUCUCACAGACAGAGAGAGAUGGAGGCUGAGAUAUGGAGAGGCUGGAGUGAGAACACUGUGACCUACAAUCAGCCUGCUUACUUUGGCCAAGGAACCAAACUGACGGUUUUAGAAGAUGGCCAUAAAAUUACCGCACCAACAGUAAAAGUGCUUAAACCUUCGAAAAACGAGUGUCGAAACAAAAAAGACAAAGAAAGGAGGAAGACCAUUGUUUGUGUGGCCAGUGGAUUCUACCCAGACCAUGUCAGUGUGUCCUGGAAGCGUAACGGGGAGGAUGUCACCAAAGGUGUGGCGACAGACAACGCUGCCCUGCGGGAUGGAAUGUUUUACAAAAUCACCAGCAGGCUGAGGGUCCUUGCUGAAGAUUGGUUUAUACCCAACAACCAAUUCAGUUGCACUGUCAGCUUCUACAAUGGCAGUGAUAAUAUCAAUUAUACAGCGUCAAUUAAUGGUGAAGAAGCUAAAAAUACAGGAACCACCAUAACAAGAGAGCAAUAUUUGAAGGUCACACAGACUGGCAAACUCUCCUAUGUCGUUUUCAUCAUCAAGAGCUGCAUCUAUGGAGUCUUUGUUGGGUUUUUGGUGUGGAAGCUUCAGGGUUCAGCUGGAAAGCAGAACAUCUGAGAGAUGACCUGAACAAAUAGAUUCCUGGAGAUCAAUAGUGUCGGUUUCUGUAAAUACAAGGUUGAAAACAUGAAAUUAUAUUUUCAUGACUUUAGAUGUUGCACUGCAUUCGUGUUUGUUAGUCAAUCAGAUUCUGCUAAAAUAGUUCUGUACAUAUUUUUGUUACAGUCUUAAAGCUAAUUUGGCAUCAUACUUGUAUAAAUGGUUAAUUCUGUGUUUGUGGUUGUGAAUCGCUUAUUUGCUUAAUUUUCUUCUCAAUAAAAGUGUUUCAGAGAA
Molecule: messenger RNA, 1379 nt
Organism: Micropterus salmoides (largemouth bass)
Lineage: Eukaryota; Metazoa; Chordata; Actinopteri; Centrarchiformes; Centrarchidae
Product: T cell receptor beta chain MC.7.G5-like
Exons: 8
Coding region: 15-1103 (362 amino acids)
Biological process (GO): cell surface receptor signaling pathway
Cellular component (GO): plasma membrane
Source: RefSeq, a predicted model, not a curated record